Messenger RNA from Rosa chinensis, 534 nucleotides. RefSeq lists its product as uncharacterized. The record is from RefSeq and is a predicted model, not a curated record. Gene Ontology annotation, molecular function: nucleic acid binding; RNA-DNA hybrid ribonuclease activity. The coding region runs from base 1 to 534 and encodes 177 amino acids. The transcript has a single exon. NCBI's taxonomy places the organism in Eukaryota, Viridiplantae, Streptophyta, Magnoliopsida, Rosales, Rosaceae.
AUGUGGAUGCUUCAUGUCGAUGGCUCCUCUAAAAACAAAUUUAGCGGAGCAGGCAUGAUUCUCACUGACCCAGAAGGGCACAUAUAUGUGUAUGCACUAAAGUUCAAGUUUAAAACUUCCAACAACACAGCCGAGUAUGAAGCACUGAUAACUGGCAUCCUAUUGGCAAAAGAACUCGGGGUCAAAAACUUGAAAAUCUUCAGCGACUCACAACUCGUCGUAAACCAGGUCAAUGACGAUUUCCAGGCCAAGGAACCUCAUUUAUCUCAUUACCAUUCCCUCACAACAGCCCUGGUCAAGCAAUGUCUCACCUCCCACAUGAUCGCCUUGAUCCCACUAUCACAGAACACCAAGGUAGACGCAAUUGCCAGGCUGGCAACAUCGCCACUUGGCACAGAUAUCAGAGGCCUCAAGCUAGAAGUCCUGGACAAACCAAGUAUCGAUAGACCCUUCUCGAAAAUACUCACCACAGAAAGCCAAAGGCCACCUUCAUGGAUAGACCCGUUCAUUGACUAUCUCUCAAAAAAGCAUUGA